Messenger RNA from Pseudogymnoascus destructans, 1822 nucleotides. RefSeq lists its product as uncharacterized. The transcript has a single exon. Bases 534 to 1499 code for a protein of 321 amino acids. Lineage: Eukaryota; Fungi; Ascomycota; Leotiomycetes; Thelebolales; Thelebolaceae. The record is from RefSeq and is a predicted model, not a curated record.
UAUGACUAUGAGGUUCCACUGUCCUGUCCCUUUGUAGCAGUAUUUGAGAAUGCUAAGCAACCUCCGUUGAUGGGUAUGAGUAUGAUGCUACCAUAGUAUUAUUCAUGGCGUCGAGCGCAAUAACCGCACCAUUCCCAUUCAACGAUUCCAAUUCAAUCGUCUCUCAAAAGACGAGAAUGUCCCCAUCUGUGAAUCCUGACUUUCCAUAAUGCCAAAUAGCGUUGGCAAAGUUAAUAGAUGUCUUUGACAUAGAGGCAUAUUGGGUUUUAAGCAAGCCAUUCAGCAAAGCAGACAAACCCCUUUUUUUGAAGUAAAGCCCAUUCACUGUCCCCUGGUUGUGAACACCAGAGCCGCUGCCGUUGCUUCGGCUUUGGAGGGCACAAUUCUAGGAGUGCUGGUCACACUCAGAGAUGAUUAUACAGGAUUCACCGUCCUGUAUCCGCAUCAUUCCCACACUGGCCCAGGUUGCUCUGUGAACAAACUGUUAGUCCCGCUCAUGUCAGCGAAAUUGCGACCCGGCUGGUUGCUUUACAAUGAGUAGCUCAAAAGCUUCUGCCAAACAUUUCAUAGUACCCCAAGAUUUAUUCUACUGCAUCGACUUCUUCGCCAAGCCCAAGCCCCGGCUACCCACCUCCUCGACAAACUAUGCCGCUCCAAACCUGAAACUGACAAUGGACGCGGUCUCUGCUGUAGAAACAGAGCGCAGGACAGAAGAUACGGUGUUGAGAUGGCUUGAUGCACUGCCUGAUAGGUUUUCACGCAUCCCUGGAGAUUCAAGAUCGAAAGUGCGUGCAUUGCAACUGGAAAAACUGGAAAAAGAGAGAGAUCUGGCAUACCGUAUGCUUUUGGCACAACAGUCGCAGCCGCAGUUCAAUAACACGGAGCGCACGCCGGUAUUGAAUUUUGGAGUGGAGGAGUACCUGAGUCUUAUCGAGCCAGAUCGGCAGCGAUUCCUCGAGGAGUUGGCUUCUGAGACCAAGGAAGUGAAAGGAGAAAGGCACAAAAGGGAUACCAAAGAGCACCCAAACGUACUUCCGGCAGAAAUUUUCCAGAAGACCCAGAAUGAUCCACAAAGCAGAGAGCAUGUGGAGACAAAAGAACCAUUUCCAGCGACGGCGGAUCUUUCACCUGCCUAUGGCCCUCCUCCCAUCAUUCCCCAACGCUCGAUGUUGCGGCCGAGUGUAGCAACGUUCUCCGAAACAGCCCCAGGAACCAUUCAAACCAUUCAACAUGCUGAGGCUAUCAAUGCCAGUUCGUCCCAAUACUCAUCAGUGGUGGAUAUAUUACCGAAGGAAGCAACGGCCAAUGGCACGAGUGGUGUUGUUAAGGACUUGGAGUCGGGGAUUCGGAGAGACAAUCCUGGGCUCGUGGCUGAGUUGAGACUCGGAAUGGAAAGACGCAGGCAGAGGGAGAGAGCGAGAGACGACGACGACUUGGAGAAGGAAUGUGCGCAGGGGAUCGGUAAAGGCAAGGUGUGGGCAUUGAAGUUGUGGAAGUAGGAGAGGAGGGGGUGAAAGACGGUAUGGAAAUUGUAUGGGGAUGCGCGAUGACAUGCAACUCAACUUGGGAUACGAUGGUUGUUUCUGCCAAAUCCAAACUUCAAUGUCGAUAUUAGAAGUUCCAUUCUCCAGCUCUAGCAAAUGCGAAUAUUGUCCAUGCGUGCUCGUGGGUAUAUUGAAGUUGUUCUUUCAUAACUGGUGUUGGUAGUUGGACGGAACCGCUCCCAGUCGUUUGACAGGAGGGGAGCCAGCCAUGCGGGUUCAGCCGAUACGCGUUAAUGACCAAAACGCGUCUCCCAAGGCGAACCUCGAAUUUACGCGAC